AUGAGUGCAUCGACGGCCGUCAAGUGGCUCAAUCGCCGGCUGCUUCGUGCGACCCAGGGGCCGACCCUAGCAGCUCGCGAGAGCCCGGUUGUCUUCAAUCCUUGGAGCUGGCAGGCCGCGCGGUCCUUCACACGGACAUGCACACGUCCCGCGAGCGCUGCGCAGGAAGCCCUCAAGAAGGCUCAGGAAGAUGCCGCCAGCCUGACGCCUGAGUAUGUCGCCGCGAACAUGGCCCCAGAAGAGGCCCAGCGACUGUCGCGAGUGCGGAAUAUUGGCAUCGCCGCCCAUAUCGACAGCGGGAAAACCACGGCCACCGAGCGAGUCCUCUUCUACACCGGCCGCAUCAAGGCCAUACACGAGGUAAGGGGCAAGGACGCCGUGGGUGCCAAGAUGGACUCGAUGGAGCUCGAGCGAGAGAAGGGAAUCACCAUACAGUCUGCUGCGACAUUCUGCGACUGGAAAAAAAUGGAAAACGGCAAAGAGGAGACUUAUCACUUCAACCUGAUUGACACCCCCGGUCACAUCGACUUUACCAUUGAGGUAGAGCGCGCCCUGCGUGUGCUGGACGGUGCCGUCAUGAUUCUCUGUGCUGUGAGCGGAGUUCAGUCACAGACGACCACUGUCGACCGCCAGAUGAAGCGCUACAAUGUCCCGCGCAUUUCCUUCAUUAACAAGAUGGACCGCAUGGGUGCCAACCCCUGGAAGGCUGUGGAACAGAUCAACUCCAAGCUCAAGGUCCCCGCCGCAGCCAUUCAAAUUCCCAUCGGAGCCGAGGAUGAGUUCGAAGGCGUCGUCGACCUCAUCGAGAUGAGGGCGCUCUACUUCGAAGGACCCCGAGGUACCAAGGUCAGGGUUGCCGACCAGAUUCCCGGCCCGCUCCUGGAGCUUGCUAAGGAAAAACGACAAGUUCUCAUCGAGAAGCUCGCAGAUGUGGACGACGACAUGGCCGAGCUGUUCCUGGAGGAGCAGGAUCCUACCAAUGCUCAGAUCAAGGCUGCUAUCCGAAGAGCCACCGUUUCCAGGUCCUUCACUCCCGUCCUCAUGGGGUCGGCGCUGGCAGACAAGGCAGUCCAGCCAGUGCUCGAUGCUGUCUGCGACUACCUCCCAGAUCCCGCCCAGGUCGACAAUACUGCUCUGGACAAGUCCAAGGGUGAGAAGGAGGUCAAGCUCGUGCCGUACAACUCGUUACCUUUUGUGGGACUGGCAUUCAAGCUGGAAGAGAACAAUUACGGCCAGCUCACGUACAUACGUGUCUACCAGGGAACACUCACAAAGGGCACGUAUCUCUACAAUUCCCGGACAGACAAGAAGGUGCGGAUCCCGCGCAUCGUGCGCAUGCACUCCAACGAAAUGGAGGACGUGUCCGAGGUCGGCGCCGGCGAGAUUUGCGCCGUCUUUGGCGUCGACUGUGCGUCCGGUGACACCUUCACCGACGGUGGCCUCCCAUACACCAUGUCUUCCAUGUUCGUACCUGAUGCUGUCAUGUCGUUGUCGAUCAAGCCAAAACGGACCGCGGAUGCCGACAGCUUCAGCAAAGCCAUGAACCGAUUCCAACGCGAAGAUCCAACGUUCCGGGUGCAUGUCGACUCCGAGAGCGAGGAGACCAUCAUCUCGGGCAUGGGUGAACUCCACCUCGAGGUUUACGUUGAGAGGCUGCGACGAGAGUAUAAGACCGAGUGCAUCACGGGACAGCCUCGUGUGGCUUAUCGGGAGACGAUUUCGCGCCGCGCCGACUACGACUACCUCCUGAAGAGACAGAGCGGUGGACCUGGCGACUUUGCCCGUGUGGCAGGAUACAUCGAGCCCUACGAAAAGCCCGAUGAGAACCACUAUGAAAGCCAAGUCGUGGGAGGCCAUAUCCCUGACAAGUUUCUGACAGCUUGCGCCAAAGGCUUCGACCUCGCAUGCGAGAAAGGCCCUUUGCUUGGCCACCGCGUCAUCGGGGCCAAAAUGAUUGUCAACGACGGAGCCACUCAUGUCACGGACUCAUCCGACUAUGCCUUCAAUCUGGCUACGCAGAUGGCAUUCCGCAAGGCUUUCACCGACGCUGGUGGCCAGGUUUUAGAGCCGCUGAUGAAGACGACCAUCACAGCUCCUAACGAGUUCCAGGGCAACAUUCUCAUGCUCAUGAACAAGCGAAACGCCACGAUCCAUGACACAGAGAUCGGCAGUGAAGAAUUCACGCUCAUUUGCGAUUGUAGCCUUAAUGCCAUGUUUGGCUUCAGCUCACAACUUCGCGCAGCUACGCAAGGCAAGGGCGAGUUCAGCAUGGAGUUUAGCCACUAUGCCCCGGCGCCCCCUCACCUACAGAAAGAGCUAGUUGCCAAGUACCAAGCGGAGCUGGAGGCUAAGAGGACCAAGUAA
This is a messenger RNA of Purpureocillium lilacinum, 2364 nucleotides long. RefSeq names its product elongation factor G, mitochondrial. Gene Ontology annotation, cellular component: mitochondrion. NCBI's taxonomy places the organism in Eukaryota, Fungi, Ascomycota, Sordariomycetes, Hypocreales, Ophiocordycipitaceae. Gene Ontology annotation, molecular function: translation elongation factor activity; GTPase activity; GTP binding. Gene Ontology annotation, biological process: mitochondrial translational elongation. The record is from RefSeq and is a predicted model, not a curated record.